UUAUCUUGGCCGCUGAUUAGACACUGUUCAAAAUGGCGACUCGAUUGGCAGCCGAUUUUCUCAAUGAUUGGAAAAACGAAGUAAAUCCUGACUUGCAGAAGGAAAGGGACACUUGCACAUUUAAUAUAGAAGAAGUUACACACAUUCUCGAUGGCGGAAGAGAUGAAACCAAGAAACGUAAAAAACUUGAGCAACUGUUCUUCACCAAGUAUGUUGAUCUGUUUUCCUUCAAGAAAAGGCCAUUCUUGUCCAAAUCAGAGACCUAUGAAGCGUCUGUGGCCAAAUCAGUGAAAGUGUUUGAAUUGAUGAGGGAGCAUAACUGGUCAGAAGCAGACAUGGAUCUCAUUUCAAAAAUUCUGAACUACGACUUUGCUCUGAGUCUUCACCAUACAAUGUUCAUCCCAGGCAUAGAGAGGUUGGGCACAGAUGAACAGAAGGCCAAGUGGCUGCCUCUUGCUCAGUCCUACCAGAUUGUGGGAACCUACGCUCAGACCGAGCUGGGGCAUGGUACCAACCUGCUGGGUUUGGAGACCACAGCAACCUAUGACAGAGACAGUGAUGAGUUUGUGCUGAAUACACCACGCCUCUCCUCCAUGAAAUGGUGGCCUGGGGGACUGGGCAAGUCCAGUACCCACGCUAUCAUCCUUGCCCAUCUAGUGAUAGAUGGAGAGAAGUAUGGCAUGCAUGGCUUCAUGGUGCAGCUGAGAAGUCUCGAGGACCACAUGCCUAUGCCUGGUCUGAAGAUGGGAGAUAUUGGACCCAAACUGGGAGCAAACAACGUAGACAAUGGCUUUCUUAUACUCAACAAAGUGCGAAUACCUCGGGACAACAUGCUGAUGCGAAACGCACGGGUGACACGGGGUGGGAAGUUCCAGCAGCUUUCCACCAGCAAGGCCAACUAUGCCACCAUGGUGCUUGUGCGAGUGAAGAUCAUUGGCUGGUCCACAGACACCCUCAGACAGGCCUCCUGCGUUGCCGUGAGAUACAGUGCCACUAGGAGACAGACCACUCUUAAACCGGGUACCCCAGAGCAGCAGGUUCUAGACUUCCAGACCCAGCAGUUCAAGGUGACCCCGAGUGUGGCAGCAGCCUAUGCCUGCAGCUUCCUGGCCCAGUCCAUGUUGACUCUGUACAAGCGGGUGUUUGCUGAGAUUGUCAAGGGGAACAACUCUAACCUUGCUGAGCUGCAUGCCCAGUCUGCAGGCUUGAAGGCAUUCCUCACAGACAUGGCCACUGGGAUGGUGGAGGUGUGUAGGAGGUCCUGUGGGGGUCACGGCUACCUUGUGUCAUCUGGGGUGGCAGAGAACAUGGUGGGAUCUUUGGCCAUGGUCACUGUGGAGGGAGAGAACACAGUCCUGUAUCUGCAGACUGCACGAUACCUGAUGAAACAAAUAUCGCAAGCGGUAUCUGGAACAAAGACAAAGGGCAGUACUGCUUACAUGAACAGGGACAUGUCAGCCUAUGUGUGUCCACUAGAUCACCCAGCUGACUGCAGGGACCCCCAUAAACUCAGGGAGCUGUAUGUUCAGCGGGCCCACAGGGUUGUGAUUAUGGUGGCCCGGAAGUUACAGCUAGACAUGGAGGCAGGUCAUCCACAGGAGGUGGUGUUUAACAAUAACAUGGUGUCCCUUGUCAGGGCUGCCAAGGCACAUCUUCAUCUGACCACGAUAGAUACGUUCCUGUCUAGGGUAGACUACCUGUGUGAGACCUGUAGUGCCCCAGUUGCCCGAGUCUUGACGGAGUUGUGUACCUUCUUUGUGCUCUUCGGCAUUGAUCAGGAAGCAGGAGAGUUCUUGGAGGCGGAGACAUUGGGCCUUCAACAGAUGGAGUGGGUCAGACAUGAGAUGCUGAAUCAUCUCGCUGUUCUCAGACCAAAUCUUGUUGGUCUGGUGGAUGCCUAUGACAUGCAUGACGAGACAGUGGCCUCCACACUAGGCCAGUAUGAUGGGAACGCCUACCAGCACCUCUACCAGUCAACACAGUAUGAACCCAUGAACCAGACUGAGGUUCACCCAUCCUACUACAAACAUCUCCGUGGCUUGCUGAAAGGUGCCCCACAGGCAAAAUUGUAGUGACCGUUUUAAACAUUAGUUUGUCAUCAACAUAAUUCCAACAUUUUAGUAUACUCUUAUGUAAAGAAACCCUACUGGAACUCAUGAACAAUAAAAAAUAAGACUGUGCUUGUGAUUUGAGGUAGUGGACAGUGAUCCUAGAUAAAAAUAUGUUUUUCACUUAAAUUUAUGUAACAAUAGGCAGUGGCUUUUGAGACAGUAUAUAUAUCAGUUUCAGAAUAAACAAGCAAAUUCAUUGAA
Molecule: messenger RNA, 2312 nt
Organism: Dreissena polymorpha
Lineage: Eukaryota; Metazoa; Mollusca; Bivalvia; Myida; Dreissenidae
Product: peroxisomal acyl-coenzyme A oxidase 1-like
Exons: 15
Coding region: 33-2072 (679 amino acids)
Biological process (GO): lipid homeostasis; fatty acid beta-oxidation using acyl-CoA oxidase
Cellular component (GO): peroxisome
Molecular function (GO): acyl-CoA oxidase activity; fatty acid binding; FAD binding
Source: RefSeq, a predicted model, not a curated record